This is a messenger RNA of Centruroides sculpturatus (bark scorpion), 2283 nucleotides long. RefSeq lists its product as uncharacterized. Gene Ontology annotation, molecular function: oxidoreductase activity. The transcript has 4 exons. The record is from RefSeq and is a predicted model, not a curated record. Lineage: Eukaryota; Metazoa; Arthropoda; Arachnida; Scorpiones; Buthidae. The coding region runs from base 556 to 1560 and encodes 334 amino acids.
AAAAUGAAAGAAAUUACCUUUCCGUUCUGUCAGAUGGCGCCUUUAUACGUCGACCAAUCAGAAGUCUCGCUCGGACGAAACUGGGCCACUGGGGGUAACGGCAUUUGAGACGUGACGGUUGAAAUUGCCAGUUGCUUUGACAUUGCUUGUUCAAUUCGAACCAUUUAAAAACUCCUCUUGUUAAUCUCUUGGAAUAAUACCUGACGAUAAUAUAUUAACAAAACUUCAUAUUUUCGACCAAGAAAAUUAACAAUUAACGAAGUUUCUCCAUUUCUUAGCAGUGCCAUCUGUCUGCCAUCGCUACGUAUUUUAAAACAGAUAUUAUUAAUUUUUUUAAAUUAAAAAACUAUGACUUUUUUAACGCAAUAGUUUUUAUUAUUGCUUAAAAAUGUCUGUCACGUGACCAAACAGCGACCCUAGCAGACGAUCAGAGUUGUAGGUCGUCCUCGGAUGUGCAAACCGGAUGCGAACUUGCGACUACUUACCUAAUUCCUGUUCCUAUUUUUCGAUUUCAAUAUGAAGAUUGAUAGUCGUAAACAGAAUUAAUUUUUCGUCAUGAAGGAACCAGAACCGAAUCAUCAAUCUCAGUUAAAAUUAUUGAAAAAAGGAGCAUUUAUCUUUGGCGACAGUAAAAAUCCUCCGGAUCAGCCACCGCCUUGGUUGGAUAAAGAAAGAUUCUAUCGUGCAAGGGUUAUAUUUAAAAAAUAUUUCUUCAGCAUCUUCUUCAUUCAUCUGUCGGGGCUCAUGUUGACCAUUCAUUUACCUUCGAUGCUACCUCCUUUGUUGGCAACGGGAAAAUCUGCUAAUCUAAUGUGCUUAUUUCAACGUUAUCUCAGCACCAUGUUGCACAUCAGACGAUGGUACGAGGGAGACGUGUGGAACCCCGAAGAUCCGGCUCACAAAUCCAUCAUAACGGUUAGAAAAAUGCAUAAGAGAGUGGCGGACAGAUUAAACGAUUCCAAAGAACACGGCACCUGCCCCCUUUCCAAGAAGGACGUGGUUUACGUUUCUCAAUACGACAUGGCCAUAGCUCAGUUCGCCUUCAUCGGUUUGGCCGUACUCUAUCCGACGACGGUGGGCAUCACGUGUUCCAAGGAGGAUCUGGAAUGCCUAAUACACUUCUGGAGAGGCGUGGGAUACUUAUUGGGCAUGGAGGAUCGCUUCAAUCUAUGCCAAGGCACCUACGAAGAAACCACUAAUCUGUGUCGAGAAAUACUGGAAGAGGUGGUCAAACCCGCCAUCAAAUCGUCACCCAAAGAGACUACUCAGAUGAGUAGAAACGUGGUCAAAGCUUUAAACAGUUUUAUUAUAUUUUUGAGUUGGGAGGCCAUGGCCAAAUUCUGGUUUCAGAUCAUCGAUUUGCCCACGGACUUUGCCAUGGCCGUGAUGGAAAAAACCGGUUUCUGGUUGAUGUGGAUUACUUUUCGUUACAUUCUGCGCGUUGUGUACUUUCACGUUUUUUUUAAUUUUUUACUACGUUUUACUCUCAGGUACGUCGUCGUCAGGAAAUUGCAGUUCGAAAACUACCUCCGUAAAUACAUUAGUCCUGCUCAAGUUUGAUCGUUGUGCGGAACGUAUCUGUAUUAAUUUGGUGUAAAAAUAUAAGAUUUUUAAAUUUCACGUUAAUUAAAAUAAUAAUUAACGAACUUAAAAGACGAACUUUCCCACCAGUCAAAAGAACAAUGACGUUUUCAGGAUUAAUUUAUCAGACGUUUCUCUUUAUGCCCGUGUAUUUUUAAAAUAAUACACACAAUUUCACAAGUAUAUUUAAUUUUAUAUAAUUUUUUAAUUGUGCUAGUUAAUUUUAAUAAAAAAAUCUAAUGAUUGAUUCAUUUUGUGGUGUAAAUUUAUAUUUUAUAUUUACAUAAAUUCAUGAGAAAUUUGUUUUCUAGGUUUGUAAAUGAGAAUUUUGACAGGUAACUUUACAAAAUAAAUUAUAGAGAAUCACGCUCAAAACAUUUAAAGAGCCAGAAAAUGUUUAAUUUGGCUUCUUAAAUAUUUCGGGUACGUUUUAAUAUUUUUUGUAAACUUAUUAAGCCAUUCUGUAUAUUCUAAAUGGUAGAGAAUCAUAAUAAUUUGGAGAGUCAAGUUUUAAUUAACCAGAAUCAUUCUAUAAAAUGCAGACAAUUUGGACAAUAAGAGAUAAGAUUUUCAUCUUUAUAUUUCACUAAAAAAAUAAUAAUAAUAAUUUUAAUUUAUUUAUUUUUUUCUAAUUUAUUGAAAUCAAUUCCUUAUAUCACAGAAUGAAUGAUACAUUUUUACAUCACAAUAAUUCAAAUUAUA